Poecilia reticulata (guppy) is the source of this 1680-nucleotide messenger RNA. Lineage: Eukaryota; Metazoa; Chordata; Actinopteri; Cyprinodontiformes; Poeciliidae. The record is from RefSeq and is a predicted model, not a curated record.
AUGGGAAAGUCAAAGGAAAUCAGAAAAGAUGUCAGGAAGCAAAUCACGAGCAACACCAGGGCGAUUCUUCCUGGGGAACAGAAGACACCGCCGUGUUCAGCAGUAAAGCGCCUCGGAGUCGCGUCGGUUUCAGUCGGCUGUGAUGACCCUGGUAGCUGUUCUGUGAGUUGGUUGUCUGUUUCCUCUCUGCCUGCAGGCAUGGUGCUGUCGGUGUUUGUCGUCCUGUUGCUGACCGUCGUCUUUGAAAUCCUCAAAGUGUGGCGGGUUUGGCUGAGCAGCGGCUCCCGACUGGCYCAGCCUCUGUCGGCGUACGCCGCUGCGUCGUCCGGCCGCACGGAGAGCAGCUCUGCGCUGGACGCCAGCCCCUCCGAGUCCUCGCUCACCCCCACAGAGACCCAGCCRCUCAGAGCCAGGAACAGCUGGCUGCUGCACGUCAUCCAGACGUGCCUCCACGUCCUGCAGGUGAYGCUCGGCUACAUGCUGAUGCUCUGCGUCAUGUCCUACAACGUCUGGAUCUUCCUGGGCGUCGUCCUCGGCUCCGCCCUCGGMUAUUACGUCGCCUUCCCCCUGCUGGGCCAGAUGUCCCUGUACGGCCGGGUCCGGCACUGAACAGGCGAACGCGGCGAUGAAAAGCCACUUUCUUUGGACUCCACUGCAUCAGCGCAGAGAGCUGCCUCACAAUGACUUGCAGAAACUCACCUGGACCUGGAAACCAGAACCGCAGGAGUCGACCAGGGAGUGUUUAUCAGGCCAGAGUGGACAUGAGCACAAAUUAUGUGGUUUGUUGGGCUGCAGGGAUGAUGGGCUGUUAUGCUAAAACAUAUCAUGUCAGGAGGUGUGUGUGUGUGUGUGUGUGUGUGUGUGUGUGUGUGUGUGUGUGUGUGUGUGUGUGUGUGUGUGUGUGGGGGGGAAUAAAAACAGCUUCUGCUCUCUCCCGCUCUGUUUUGGAAAUAAAGGCUAAUGUCUGCAACCCUUAUAGUUGGCGCUGUCGCUGUCCAAACGUUUCGCCCUGAAGGCCAAAACUGGCAAAUUUAAACAUGCAGGCCACUUUUUUACUAAAUUAAAAAUGCAAAAAGUAAUCAUGUUUUUGUUCAGCCUGCUUAGCAAUAAACUAAAUUUACAUCCAAAUCACAAAUGACCUUUGUUCUUUUGACUUAUUAAAAGAAAAACUAUUUCCAAAUUUUUUGGGUCAUUGGUUGUUUUCUAUUCCAUUGACCAAAUAGUUGCCAUCCUUCACUGGUGGCCAGGGGCCRAACAAAAUCAUUUCAWGGGUCACAAAUGGCCCCCGGGCCACAUUUUGGACACCCAUGCACUAUUGUAAAGCUACAACACUUUGGUCAGAAAUCUGCCUCUUUCAACAGAUUGUUUACAAAGCAGAUACUUUUUUUGGUUUUUGUGUGUUGCAGAUUUUCAGUGAACUCAACUGAAGUGUCCUGCUAAUUAAGGAAACAUCUUUAGUCUGGAAACUCCUCUGAUGAGUCACUUUGGCCAUCAGCAGUCACAUGCUCCAUUUUGUUUUGUUUUUUUGUCUGUCAGAGACUGGUGUUGCCUUGAAGCCGUUUGUUUUUGCUUGAAAUGAAAAACUUUUUACGACCCAUAUCUUCAAAGCUUGUGAUCAGUGUUUGUGAUUCUAUAUUUGCGGUUUUGUUUGAAUCAAAAAUAAAGAUUAAAGCUGCUGAA